UCCAGGGCCUUAUCCCGCCAGUAGAGGUGUAUUAUAGUCUGUUAAUGUGAAAGUGACUGUGUUCCACGUUAACAAUGGGCAUUCUCAGACAAAUUGAGGUUGAAAACUUCAAGUCAUGGCGAGGAAAGCAAGUCAUCGGUCCAUUUAUUGGCUUUAACUGUAUUAUUGGUACCAACGGAUCAGGUAAAUCCAAUGUGAUGGACGCCAUUAGCUUCGCCAUAGGGGAGAAAGGGACUUCUCUCAGAGUGAAGCGCCUCAGUGACCUCAUCCAUGGAGCCCACAUUGGACAGCCGGUGUCAGAGAGUGCCCGUGUUGCCCUGCUGUACCAAGACGACCUGGACAAGGAGAUUGUCUUCUGUCGAAGCAUCUCGGUGUAUUCAUCAGGUGACUCCUCCCAGUAUCACAUCAGUGGCGUUCAAGUUACACUCAGCCAAUACACUCAGGAGCUUGCUAGGAUUGGAAUCGUCACCAAAGCUCAAAACUGCCUGGUAUUCCAGGGGGCAGUACAGUCCAUAGCUCUGAAGAACCCAAAGGAAAGGACACAGAUGUUUGAGUUCAUGAGUCAGUCCAGCGAGUGUAGGGCAGAGUACAACCAGAAGAAAGAAGCCCUACAGAAGGCCAUGGAGGACACGCAUUUUCAGUUCAACAAAAAGAAGUCUGCUGCUGUGGAGAGGAAGCAGGUGUCUCAGGAGAAAUUAGAGGUCCAGAAGUACCAGGCUCUGGUGGAAGAGCUUCACCAAAGGCGUCUGCAGCUGAGCCUGGCUGAGCUUUAUCAUAAUGAGAAGGCCAUCGAGACCACCAGCAAAACUCUCAGUUACAAACAAGAGGCUGCUUCUGCUCAGAAUGCCGCUGUGCUGGACUGGGAGCAGAACAUCAAAACGCACAAGAAGGAAUAUGGACGCCUUGUCAGAGAGCAGCAGCAUAUGGAGAAAGACAUCCGUGUCCAGGAGCACAUCUUGGCCCAGUCUCGGUCUCAGUUCGUCAAAGCCAAGGUCAGCUCCUCCCAUCAACUCAAGAAGAUAGAUGAGCUCAGAAAUGGCAUUAAAAAGAGACAGAAACUCUUGGCUCUGAAGGAGCAGGAGAUUGCUGAGGCCCAGCAGGAUAAAGUGGAUCUGGAGAAGACUUGGAGGAUGUACGAGAGACAAUUUCAGGAGCAGAGACUGUCCCAGGGGAUGGACAUUGAGCUGGAUGAGGAGCAGCGGGAGCGCUACAAAGACCUCAAAGAGCUCGCAAGGAAGCAGAAUGCGGUGCUCGGUCAGCAAGUUGAGAAGCUGCACUGGGAAUUGAAGGCGGACUAUGAAAAGGUGGCAUUUGAUGAGCGCAAAAGGAAGGAAGGGGAGGUUGGCAUCAAGAACAACAAGUCUCAGUUGAAUGAUUUCACUCAUAGAGCAGAGAAGCUGGAGGAUUACACCAAGGCCUGCAAGUCAUCCCUCAGCGAGUUCCACCAGCAGGAAGAAAGUUUGCGAGCAGAGUUACAGCAUGGCUGCCAGCGCACUGCUCAGGUGAACGUAGAGCUGGGAGAGGUUCUGGAGGAGCUUAGGAACGCACGCCUGGACAGCCAGGAGAGCAAACGGCAGCUGCAGCGCAUAGAGAUGCUGGACAAGCUCAGAAGACUCUGCCCCGAAUCUGUGUAUGGCCGCCUGUGUGACUUGUGCAGCCCCAUCCAUAAGAAGUACCAGCUGGCUGUCACCAAGGUGUUUGGUCACUACUUGAGGGCCAUUGUGGUGACUACCGAAAAAGUGGCCCGCGACUGCAUCCGCUUCCUCAAGGAGGAGCGAGCCGAUCCUGAGACCUUCCUGCCCAUUGACUAUUUGGAUGUGAGUCCCCUGAAUGAGCAGCUGAGGGAGAUACCAGGUGCCAAGAUGGUGGUGGACGUUGUAACCUCAAGUGCUCCUCAAUUGAGGAGAGUAGUGCAGUUUGUAUGUGGCAACGCGCUGGUGUGUGAGACUAUUAAAGAGGCUAGGAGCGUCGCCUUCGACAGGAAGGAGCGCCUUAAGACUGUGUCUCUAGACGGGACCCUGUUUGCAAAGUCAGGUGUGAUCUCUGGAGGUUCCAGUGACCUGAGGACCAAAGCUCGCUGCUGGGAUGAGAAGGAUGUAACCAAGCUGAAGGAACGAAAGGAACAAUUGACUGCUGAGCUACGUGAUCUGAUGAGGCUCAAGAGGAAGGAGUCAGACCUGAAUCAAAUCAUUGCUCAGGCUCAGGGUGCUCAGACUCGCCUCAAAUACUCCAAAAGUGAGCUGGAUAACCUCUGGACGAAAAACAUCCCUAAAUGCCAAGGGGACAUUUCUCGUCUGGAGAGUGAACUGGCAAACUUGGACUCUCAGAUCCAGAUGCAGCUGGAGAGUGUGAAAGCAAAGGAAAUGGUCAUUAAGGAUCUGAGAAACCAAAUUGAACAGACCGAAGACUUGGUAUUUUCUGACUUCUGUGCUGACAUCGGUGUGGACAACAUCAGAGUGUAUCAGCAGGAGCAGUUGAAACAGCAGGAGGAGCACGACAGGAAGCGCUUGGAGUUUGAGAACCAGUGUAAUCGCUUGAAUGCCAAGCUGGAGUAUGAACAAGACCAACUAGAGAAGCAAAAGAAGCAGCUUGGUGAAAAGCAGGGGACCAUCAACAAGGAACAAAGUAUCAUCGCUGAGAAGCGGAAGGAUGAGGAGAAGCUGCUGGUGGCCGUCGAAGAAGGUGACAAAAAACUACAGGAGAUGAAGAAUCAGCUGCUGGUAAAGACAAGACAGGUAGCAGCCAUUAAAUCUGAGCUGGAUGAGAAAAACCUGCACCUCCGAGAGAGUAACAGAGGGUUGGUAAAACAUCAGCAAGAGGUGAUGUCUGCAGAGAGCAGCUUGGAGCACAAACGUUUAGCCCGACACAACUUGCUGUUGGCCUGCAAAAUCCAGGGUCUACCAAUAACUAUGCUGUCAGGCAAUCUGAAUGACAUCAGUGAAGUGCAGCUGGACACAGAAUCUGAAAGUACGUCAGCCACAAUGACCAUCUUUGAGAGAGAGGCCCAGCUCGUUGUCGACUACUCUUGCCUGGAAACCAAGACCAGGGACGUGCCUGCAGAGGAGGUGGACGGUUAUCUUGAGAGACUGAGGGAGUCUCUUUAUUCCUUAGAGAAAGAGCUGCAUUCCGCCACCACACCCAACUUAAAAGCUGUGGAAAAGAUGAGAGAGGUGAAGGACAAACUACAGGGGCUGACAGAUGCCUUCAAUGCCUGCACCAGAAUCGUUAGGAAGUGCAACCAAGAGUUUGAACAAGUCAAAGUUUGGCGCUUACAGCUCUUCAACCAGUUCUUCAAUCAUGUGUCUGUUGUGAUUGACCAGAUCUACAAAAGGAUAUGCCGGAACAGCAGCGCUCAGGCCAUUCUGACUCCGGACAAUCCAGAGGAGCCGUAUCUGGGCGGGAUCAACUACAGCUGCGUGGCUCCUGGGAAGCGCUUCAUGUCCAUGGAAAAUCUGUCUGGUGGGGAGAAAGCCAUCGCCGCCCUGGCACUGGUGUUUGCCAUCCAUAGUUUCAGACCUGCUCCAUUCUUAAUUUUGGAUGAGGUGGAUGCUGCUCUUGACAACUCCAACAUUGGGAAGGUAAAGGUGCAGAAAACAGAGCCCUCCUGUGACCAGCUUUAUCAGGGAGGAGACCAGAGACAAUAUGCAGCUCAUCAUCAUCUCCCUGAAGGCGGAGUUCUUCUCCAAGGCCGAUGCCCUGCUGGGAGUUUACUCAGAUUUUGAUGGAUGCAUGUUCAGUCGCAUUGUGACGCUGGACCUUCGUCCCUACCCUUUACUGGAAGACGACAAUGGGACACACACAGACGAAGUCUAGAGAGCACCUUCGACUGGACUGGCAUGAGUCCUCUACUGGUGGUUUCUUUUUUCCAGGUCUUAAACAUUUGCCAGCAAAAAAUGACUUCAUUUUUUCAUUGAAGUAUGUUACAUUGAAGAGUUUUGAACUUUUCCGAAGUGAUUGGUUUUGUUAGCAGGCUGUGUGUUUGAAUUCAGCUGUCUGUGAAAGUUGAAAGUCAAAUUCACUGUUCAAUUUUGUUUAGGAAGAGAGGGAGCAGCUUUAAAUAUACCAUAAUACUAGUUAAAUAAUAAUAAUAAUACUAGUCUUUCUUGUAAUAAUAAUAAAUGAAAAUACCAGUUUGUCCUCCACAGCGUGCCGUAUUUACAGGUGCUGGAUGUUGAUGUGUUAUAAUAUUGCAUAUGUUUUAAAUUACGUUUGUUUCUGUAUAGAAGCUAGACUUUUAUAACAUGUAUGCGCGUUAAUUGAACCGUCACUGUUUUUCAAUUGUCUUUUGUCUCCAGUUGGCCACACGGGGGCGCAAAUGGUCAAUUGACCGGAUUUACCAUAUUAAAUAAAAUCAGUUCAACAGCU
Messenger RNA from Dunckerocampus dactyliophorus (ringed pipefish), 4365 nucleotides. RefSeq names its product structural maintenance of chromosomes 1B (gene smc1b). The record is from RefSeq and is a predicted model, not a curated record. Lineage: Eukaryota; Metazoa; Chordata; Actinopteri; Syngnathiformes; Syngnathidae. Gene Ontology annotation, molecular function: ATP hydrolysis activity; DNA binding; ATP binding. Bases 75 to 3722 code for a protein of 1215 amino acids. The transcript is spliced from 25 exons. Gene Ontology annotation, biological process: sister chromatid cohesion. Gene Ontology annotation, cellular component: cohesin complex; chromosome; nucleus.